AUGUAUGACACUGCAAAGUACCUAGCGUCAGUAAUCGGUCCAUUGGCAGGUAAAACACAGCACCACAUUAUCAAUAGUGUUCAUUUUGUGCAGAAAAUUCAGGGACUAGAGGUACCACCGGGACAGAAAUUAGUAUCAUAUGACGUUUCUGCACUUUUUACCAGUAUACCUGCAGAAAAGGCACUUGAAGUCAUUAGAAUGAGACUAGAGAAAGAUAAGAACUUGAAUGACAGAUGCGAACUCAAUGUUGAUCAGGUCAGUGAACUUUUAGAACUUUGUCUUACAAGUACGUACUUUAUAUACCAAGGCAAGUACUACCAACAGAAACAGGGAGCGGCCAUCGGGUCUCCAGUCUCCCCUAUAGUUGCUAAUCUCUACAUGGAGUUCUUUGAACGCCAGGCACUAGACCGAGCCAAGAACCCCCCAUCACUGUGGGUAAGAUAUGUUGAUGACAUCAUGACAAAGAUACAUGAGUAUGACAUUGACCAGUUCACGGAACAUCUGAACUCCAUAGACCCGCACAUAAAGUUCACUUCAGAACAAGAAGAGGAUGGGAAGAUACCAUUUUUAGAUACUUGUAUUCAUGUAGAGGACGAUGGCUCAACAAGAGUAACAGUUUACAGAAAGCCCACACAUACUGACCAAUAUCUUAAUUUCAAUUCAAACCACCACUUGGAACACAAGAGGUCAGUGGUAAGAACCUUGUUACACAGGGCCAACACACUUGUGACUAACGAAUCAGACAAGAAGAAGGAAAUUGAACACGUAAAAACAGCGUUACGUGCGAAUGGAUACCCUGAGUGGAUUUUUCAGCUUCCCAACAAAAAAUCUCAACAGGACAAGACUCAAAAUAGUGCGACAAAGGAAAGAAGAGUAAACGUGGGUAUGCCCUAUAUUCGUGGAACUUCGGAAGUUCUGGCGAGGGUGUUUAAGAACCACGGAGUGAACAUGUUCCACAAACCAAACAACUCGAUAAGGAGUCAGGUCACUCGGGUGAAAAAUCAAACCGAUAAACUGAAAAAAUGUGGAAUUAUAUACCAUGUGAAAUGUGAAAACUGCAAAGAAGAUUACAUCGGGAAAACUGCCAGAACAUUAGAGACUAGACUUAAAGAGCAUAGGACCAGAACAAAUUCUGCCAUACAUGAACAUUGUCAAAACACCGGACAUACCAUCAAAUCUGAAAACACAAAGAUUCUGACAAGUGAAAGUGGACUUAUCAAACGCAAAGUCAAAGAGGCUAUAGAAAUAAAACAGCGGAGACCAUCGCUCAAUCGAGACGAGGGCCUGGAGCUUCCCCACGUCUACGGACCUCUCCGCCGAUCACGCGACCUUCCUACGUCACGUGACCUACCAUAA
This is a messenger RNA of Mercenaria mercenaria, 1356 nucleotides long. RefSeq lists its product as uncharacterized. NCBI's taxonomy places the organism in Eukaryota, Metazoa, Mollusca, Bivalvia, Venerida, Veneridae. The transcript has a single exon. The coding region runs from base 1 to 1356 and encodes 451 amino acids. The record is from RefSeq and is a predicted model, not a curated record.